This is a messenger RNA of Papaver somniferum (opium poppy), 345 nucleotides long. RefSeq lists its product as uncharacterized. The record is from RefSeq and is a predicted model, not a curated record. NCBI's taxonomy places the organism in Eukaryota, Viridiplantae, Streptophyta, Magnoliopsida, Ranunculales, Papaveraceae. Bases 1 to 345 code for a protein of 114 amino acids. The transcript has a single exon.
AUGAAUGGUUUUCAUAAUCAUGAUGAUCCGGAUUCUCUUAUUGGACACGCUGUCGUUUGUGGGUUGAAUCUACAUCAAUUGGAAACGGUAAGGUCAAUGAAAGAGUGUAAACCAAGUGACAUCCUUAGGAAGAUUAAGGAGGAGGAUAAGAAUAACUUUCCCACUUUGAGGCAAAUUUACGCGGCAAGAGCACCCUUUAGGAGGAGGGAAUGGGAUGGUAGAGCGGUUAUGGAACAAUCUCAGUGGUUAGCCGAUCAACACGGAUACACACUGAGGAAGCAGUUAUUGGAAGGCAAAGUGACUCGUAUUUUCUUGGCGCAUCCGGAGAUGAUCAAGUUCUCCUAA